ACUCGAAGUGUCUGCACAAGUCCCUGCAGACUGGGAGCCCUGCAUGCGGCACCCUAUGAGCAAGCGAAAAUGGAUGAAGCACCAAGGGAAAGAAAAAAAAAAAAGGGUUGGGACACACCCCAUUGCAAGCACUACAAGGAUUGCAAUAAAUAAACUCAUCAAGUCUUUUGCUGGGAUGCAGCAUUUCCCUGAAAGCCUUAAGUUAUGAAAAAGAAGCCAAAAAAAGAGAAUGCUUUGUAUGAAGACAGAGGAAGGGCAACACCAAAGAAUAAAGGAAGGUCACACAGAGAUGGACUAGUGGCUGGUUUUCACCCUAAAGUCUCGGGUAGGACUGUCUGGCUGAGAAAUUCCCUCCAGAUGCUCAGGGUUCAGCUUCAGGGUUCUCCACAACAGGAGGACCUUGGCAUGAGGGUGAAGACCUCAGCUUAACAGAGGGAGGCAUCCAGGGCCUGGCACAAGCCAACAUGAACACUGCAAGCAGAACCUGCAGCCACCUCGACUCUAAAGCAGAGAUCGGUGCACAGCACUGACCCUGCUGGUGGUUCCGUGACAGCCGUUGGCGUCCGUGACGUCACCGGAUGUCACGCCUCCUAUCUUCCGUCUUCAGAAAGCUGAGGCUGUGAGGACUUCGAUCUGAGGCACAGAAUUUUCUCAGUAGCAGAAGGAGUCUCAGGUGCUACCACGUGUCAGGUGGUGAUUACAUUUACCCUCCUUCCUAUCCGCUGUCUACUGCCACAAGGGUCAUCAUGCCUUGGCAUCAGAAAAAAAAAAAUCUACAAUACUCAUAUGAUCAGUGCCCUCAGACCCACAGUAAGACCCAUGGUCUGGAGGUUGCACAGGUAUCCAAGGCUCUGGAGGAGACCCAUUUCUCUUCUCAUCCUCUGAUGCUUGGCAAUUUGAAGGAGGAUCCUGAUGCUGGUAUACUCAGCAUUCCUAAGGGUCCCCAGAGUUUCUGCUCCUCUGCCAGCACAGCAACCUCAUCCACCGAAUUGGAUGAGGGAUCCAUGAGCCAAGAAGAGGAUAGCCCAGGCACCUCACAAGCUGCACCAGACACCGAGAAUGUGCUCAUAGAUGAUCUAGAUGAUAAAGUGGUUAUGUUGAUGAUUUUCCUACUGCUCAAGUAUCAGAUGCAAGAGCCAAUAACCGAGGAAGAGAUGUUGAAGAUUGUCGACAAUUGCCAAGCCCACUUCCCUGAGAUCCUCAUGAGAACCUCUGAGCACAUGGAGAUCAUCUUUGGCCUUGAUCUGAAGGAAGUGGAUCCUGCCAACCACCGCUAUGACCUCCUCAUCAAAUUGGGCCUCACCUAUGAUGGGAUGCUGCAUGGUGAAGUGGGCAUGCCCAAAACCGGCAUCCUCCUGCUUAUCCUGGGUGUGAUCUUCAUGAAGGGCAACUGUGCCACUGAAGAUGAAGUCUGGGAAGUUUUGAGUGUGAUUGGGGUAUAUUCUGGAAGGAAGCACUUAAUCCUUGGGGAGCCCAGGAAGCUCAUCACUGAAGAUUUUGUGAAAGAAAAAUACCUGGAGUACCGGCAGGUGGCCAACACUGAUCCUGCCCAGUUUGAGUUCCUGUGGGGCCCCAGAGCCCAUGCUGAAACCACCAAGAUGAAGGUCCUGGAGUUUCUGGCCAAGGUUCAUGGGAUUGACCCAAGUUCUUUCCCAUCUCAGUAUGAGGAGGCUUUGCAAGAUGAAGAAGAGCGAGCCUAAGCCAGAACUUCAGGCAGAGCUGUCUCUCCUUCCGUGGCCAGUGCAAGUUCUAGUGCAAAGGCUAGGAGCUUCUCUCAUACCUAGGGGAGUCAGGGAUAGUUUCUUCAUGCAUUGUUGAAAGAGUUAGUGUUUUUAGAAUUAAGGUCUGAAAUAGGGCUGAAAGGAAGAUUAUAUGCCUGUGUUUUCCUAUUUUAUAUAAUAUGUAACUUGAAAUUCUAUUUGAUGUAUUAUUCACAUAUUCCUUUUAAUAUAAAUUGCCUUCAAAAAUAUUCAGGUUUAUGCACGCUAUUGGUCAUAUAUUGAAUCCUCUAAUGAGUUUUAAUAGUACGAAUUUUGUAAAACAAAUUGUGAAACCAUCUUUUUUUGUCAUCUCGAAUAAGAAAACAUGGCAUAUCUAUAGCCAUUUACUAGAAAUGUGAAAAAAAUCAGCUUUAAUAUAGUUGGGUUCAAGAAAUAGAGAACAUAUUAAAGAUUUUCAGUCUACGGCCCUCAUUUUAGUUUAUAAAAUUAAAUGAUAUAUGCUUAAGUUUACUUAACCGUUUAUGAAUAUAUAAGAAAUAAAUUUCAAUAAAU
Messenger RNA from Sus scrofa (pig), 2273 nucleotides. NCBI's taxonomy places the organism in Eukaryota, Metazoa, Chordata, Mammalia, Artiodactyla, Suidae. The record is from RefSeq and is a predicted model, not a curated record.